AUGGGUGAACUUCCGAUUUUCACUUGUCAAGCCCAUGUAUUUACAAUUAACCCUCAAACAAAGAAGUCAUGGAUUCCGUCAAGCAGUAAAGCGGUCGAUGUUAACUUCUUUUAUGACUCCAAUAAACACUGUUAUCGAAUAAUUAGUGUUGAAGACUCUUCUGGUUCAAAAAAGGUUAUUAUUAAUAGUACAUUGACGGAAAAAAUGACAUUCAAGAAGACUUCACAAAAAUUCGGACAAUGGGCUGAUUCGAAAACUGGUGGAGUCCAUGGUUUGGGGUUCAGCUCAGAAGCAGACUUAACCAUGUUUAUCAAUCAAUUUAAACAAUGUGUAGAUUCAAUGAAAGCUCAAAUUCAACCAGAAGCAAAUAGUCCAUCUGGAAUACGUGUACCAUCAGAUUCAGUCAAUUUACCGAAAGACAAUUUAUCAAGCCCGUUACAAAAUGGUCAAAUUCAUCCACCAAUAUCGAAUAGUAGUAGUAGUAGUAGUAUUCCAGUUAACCAACCCACUACACCAACAAUAACACCUACAUGUUUAACGACUAAUUUUGUUACUUCACAUCAAAAUAUUUCACAAAAUUUAUCAAAUCCAUUAUCUAUACAACAUGUGAAUUCAUCAUCAUUGCCUGUAACACUAACAACACAAUCAUUAACAACAACUAAUGGACAAAAUGAAAUAUAUUCUAAUCAAUCUGUACAAAAUCAGUUGAAAUUAGCUCAAGCUCAAGUGAAACGGUUAGAAAUGGAGAUUAAUCAAUUAAAACGUCAAGCUAUGCCAGUAAUGGGUAGUUCAAUGAAUGGAUUAGUUUAUACAACAAAUUAUACUAAUAUUGAACCGGGAAUAUCAAUGGAUACCGUUGAUAGUCCUGAUCUACGAUGUGGUAUUGCACGUUUGGAAUUAGAUGGUACUAAUGGCGGUGGAAGUGCCGGUGUCAAUAGUAAUGGAGAAUGGAUUAACGAAUUGAGUAUUAGUAAUAAACCUAGGCCAGUUGGUACUAUUCAUCCUUCAUUGGUACAAGGUAAUCAAAACAGACUAUUAUGGAUGGAUCGUGCAUCACAAGAUACUAUACGAUCAUUGCAUAUACGUUUAGGAAAUGUAUUAAAAGAAGCCUUAGAAAUUCAUAAUCGUUUAAGUUCUCUUCUAUCAAUUCCAUCUGUAGAGUAA
Molecule: messenger RNA, 1164 nt
Organism: Schistosoma guineensis
Lineage: Eukaryota; Metazoa; Platyhelminthes; Trematoda; Strigeidida; Schistosomatidae
Source: the annotation of a GenBank genome assembly